AUGCCCCACGUCCUCAUAAUCCUCACCUCGCAGGGCUUAAUCCCCGCCACCCGCCAACAAACAGGCUGGCACCUGUCCGAACUCGCCCACCCAUACUCCAUCCUCGAACCCAAAGUCACCCUCACCAUGGCCUCCCCCCAAGGCGGCGAAGCGCCCCUCGACCCAGCCUCUGCCUCAGCCUCCGCGAGACCAGAAUCCGAUACAACCGACAUCACCGCUCUAGCGCGGCACUGGGAGGCCUGGACGCACACGUAUAAGAUCAGGGAGAUGGUUGCCCGUGCGGGAGCGGGGGAGUUCGAUGCGGUGUUCUAUGUGGGUGGGCGUGGGGCGAUGUUUGACCUCGUAAGGGACGCGGCUUCGCUUGCCCUGAUACAGAAUGUCGCGGCGGCGGGGAAGCCCAUUGCGGCGGUCAGCCAUGGGCCUGCGGCGCUGCUGAAUGCGACGGCGCCGUCGGGGGUGCCUUUGCUUGCUGGAGCACGGGUGACGGGGUUCUCGAGGGAAGAGGAGGAUGCGGCGGGAAUGGCGGCGGCUAUGCCGUUUCAGUUGGAGACGGAGCUGGAGCGGGUAUCUGGGGGUGGAUAUGUCAAGGCGGACCGAUCUGGGACGAAGGUGGUUGUAUCUACGACGGCCGGGCUGCACUCGCCGCUGAUUACAGGGCAGAAUCCGGCCAGUGCGGCUGGCGUGGCUAGAGAGAUUCUGAGGGUAUUGGGGUGCGAUUGA
Molecule: messenger RNA, 720 nt
Organism: Aspergillus fischeri NRRL 181
Lineage: Eukaryota; Fungi; Ascomycota; Eurotiomycetes; Eurotiales; Aspergillaceae
Product: ThiJ/PfpI family protein
Exons: 3
Coding region: 1-720 (239 amino acids)
Molecular function (GO): glyoxalase III activity
Source: RefSeq, a predicted model, not a curated record